AUGACUGAUUAUUAUUUUUCUAAAGCUGCAGCAAUCGCUCAAAAUGCAGCUAAAUUAUCAAAAAAAGUAUCGGAAGGGCUUGUAGAGAAUGCACGUGAGUUUGGUUUGGAGGCUACUUCUUCUAAUCAUUAUUUUGAGACCUCUGAAGAGAAAAUGCGAGAUAUUAGACGUUUAUUAGAUUCAAGACACGAUCGUGAAAAAAUGGAUGGAUUGAAAAGGUUGAUUGCAAAUGUUGCAUCUCAAAAUCUUGAAAUUAGAAAAUUAGUUUAUAUAUAUUUGCUUCGUUAUGCUGAACAAGAGCCUGAUCUUGCAUUGUUGUCAAUCAAUACUUUUCAAAAAGAUUUAACAGAUCAAAAUUUAUUGAUAAGAGCAAUGGCAUUAAGAGUAAUGUCUGGUAUUAGAGUGCCAGUGAUAAGUCCAAUAGUAUUAUUGGCUAUCAAAAAAUGUGUAAAUGAUUUAUCACCUUAUGUUAGAAAAGCUGCUGCUCAUGCGAUUCCUAAAUGCUACAGUUUAGAUCCUACACAAAAAGAUGCUUUAGUUGAAAUCAUAAUAACUCUUUUAAAUGAUAAUUCAGCGUUUACAUUAGGAAGUGUUAUAAUAGCUUUUGAUGAAGUCUGUCCUGAUAGAUUUGAUCUGAUACAUCCACAUUUUCGAAAAUUAUGUCGAAUGUUAAUUGAUGCAGAUGAAUGGGGCCAAAUUGCUAUCAUAGGAUUAUUAUUAAGAUAUGGAAGGACUCAAUUUUUAAAUCCAAAUCCAAACGGAAUAAAAUCUUCAGUUAAGAAAAAGUCCAAAAAUUUUUAUUCGGACGAAGAAGAUUCUGAAAAUUCCGAAGAAUCAUUUGAAAAUACAUUGAUUCUUGAUCCAGAUCAUGAAUUAAUAUUAAGAUCUUGCUUGCCGCUUCUUCAAAGUAGAAAUAGUGCAGUAGUAAUGUCAGUAGUAAAAGUUUUAUAUCAUUUGGCACCAAUCGAAGAAGCAUACAAAAUAGGCAAACCUUUAGUAAGACUUUUACGUAGUCAUCGUGAAAUUCAACAUGUUGUAUUGGCAAAUAUUGCUACUAUGGCAACUCAAAGACCGUAUCUUUUUGAACAGCAUCUUCAGCAAUUUUUUGUUAGAUCAACAGAUCCAUCAUUUAUUCGUAAUCUUAAAUUGGAAAUAAUGACCUUAAUCGCAACUGAAACUAAUAUUACACUUUUACUAAGAGAAUUACAAGAAUACGUGAAAAGUCCAAAUAAAGAUUUUGCAACCUCAGCAAUUCAAGCGAUUGGACGUUGUGCAAUAGGAAUGCCUGAAAUGGCCGAAAGUUGCCUUAAUGGCCUAAUGAAAUUAUUGUGGAGCAAGAAUGAUGCUGUUGUGGCAGAAUCAGUUGUGGUGAUCAAAAGACUUUUACAAUUGAGACCUCAAGAUAAUUCAGAUUUGAUUAUACAACUAGCUAAGGCUUUAGAUCAAAUUACUGUACCAAUGGCUAGAGCCAGCAUAUUUUGGCUUGUUGGUCAAUAUGCAGAAAAUUUAAAAAAAAUAGCACCUGAUGUGUUAAGAAAAGCAGCAAAAUCUUUCACCAACGAAGCAGAUAUUGCUAAAUUACAAAUAAUCAAUCUUGGUGCCAAACUUAUUUCUCUUUAUCCAACAAAUCAACAUCACCAAACACUUAAUCUCAGCAGCAAUAAUGUUAGUGGUGCACAACAGCAACAAGAUGAUUUACAAAUUUCUUCAUAUGAACCAAAUAAAAGCCGUAUACUAAAGGAUAAAUUGAAAACAAUACUUUUGUGUGAAAAGGAAGCUCCUUCUGAAGAAAGUGCAUCAGCUGGACGUGAUCGUUUUACUAUUGGUUCAAUGGCUCUUGUACUUAAUCGUACUAUACCUGGCUAUGAACCAAUUCCUGAUUGGCCAACUGAAAAACCCGAUGGAUCCUUACUGAUAAAAGGAUUUGGGAGUGAUUCAUUUGGAGGUUAUGCUCAUUAUCCACCACCAUCAUCAUCAUCGUUCUCCGCUUAUGACAAAAAAUAUACUAGUAAACGUAAAGAUGUUUAUGAUCUUGAAAGAUUUUAUGAAUCAGAUAAAGAAACUUUCGAUGAAAAAUCAGAUUUAUUAUAUUAUUAA
Molecule: messenger RNA, 2097 nt
Organism: Entrophospora candida
Lineage: Eukaryota; Fungi; Glomeromycota; Glomeromycetes; Entrophosporales; Entrophosporaceae
Source: the annotation of a GenBank genome assembly